CAAGUGCUUCGUUAUAUGAACAGUGAAUCCGAGGACGGAAAGUUCACUUGGUGCGUUAUACGUCACUGGGCUAUCGUCUAAUCGUUCUUUCUCACAUAUCUCAUCAAAGAUUAUCAUUUUUCGAAGAAAUCAAAGUAAAAUCAAGAGGAAAGAUUCCAUUUUCAUUGAGUUUCGACGAUGAUUUUUCACCAUUGAUAAUACUAACAACAUCAAAUAUGCAUUGGAUGCUUUUUAAUUACGGUUUAUUUUGUCUUUUGAUUCCUCUAUUGACGAUAUUAAUAACUUUCUUUUCUAUUUAUCGUCUUAUCGUCGAAGCAGUAUUGAAGUAUCAAUUAAAAGACAGAUUCAUUGGUCUCUUGGAUGGCACCGAUUGCAUUUGGGCUAUAGAAGAACCUUCUGCCCUUUCUGUCAUAAACGUUCUAGUAGUUUUGGAGAAGGAUCAAUUUCAAGUUAAUUCGAACGUCUUAGAAAGCUUUAGACAUUUAAUUAAAGAUCGAUUAAUUGGUUCACCUUUCGAAAAAAUACUUUAUCGUAAAAACAAGAAGUAUGGUUAUUAUUUUUGGGAAAGAACCGAGGAGAUAGAUUUAAAGGAAAGAAUUAAAUGGCUCGAACACGAUCAAACACAUUGCGAUGGAUACUGCGAUGACAUUUACGGCAAAUCGUUGAAAAAAACAUUGGAAUGGAAGUGUAAUCAACCACUUCCUCAACAACAUUCGACAUGUUGGGAAAUAUUAAUCUCGAAGAAUUGUUCACGCGUAAAUAAUAAACACGUUCGCUGUAUGAAAGAAAGCCAUUUUAUUGUUGAUCGUGGAAGAAGAAAUAAAAUCAAGAUCCCAGUUUUAUUUCGUAUUCAUCAUGCCGUCGGAGAUGGGACUGCUCUAUUAAAAAUGUUCUUGGAAACUAUUGCUGAUAAAUCUAACGAAGUCUCGACUAUCUUGAAAGAAAAGUGUAUAUAUACAUUAGGGGGACGUGAAAGAAAAAAUUGUGAAAGAACGUCGUUGAACGUGCCUAUAUUUACUCACUAUGUUCAAGAUUUCAACGUCUGCUGCAAGCAGUCUUGUUAUUCGGAUAGCGUGCUUUCUGCCUGUAUGCCCUUUGCCAAUCCACAUAGUCUUAGAAUCUUAAAGACGAUCGUACAGAAUUAUUUAAACGCAAAGAUCAAAUACUUCGAACAUAUUACCUUUAAUGAAUUUAAAAAUGAAAUGCAGAUAUUGUUGUAUAAUUGGUGGAUCAUUUUGAAGGAGUUUAUGACGAAAGUAGUUUAUGAACAUGUUACAAAUUUUGCCAAAAUUCUAAUUGUUUUUAUUCUAAUGCCCUCGUAUUUAAUGGAACAAGCCAUUCGCAGUAUGGAUCAAAAUUCUCUUCACGGGUCUAAAUUAACGGGAAAGAAAAUAGUUACUUAUUGGUCGGAAGAUGAUUACAGAAAUUCCAAUCAACAAAAGCUUAUAACAAAGAUCAAAGAAAUAAAACAUAUUACUGGGGCAAGAUUUGUAGAAAUAUUUUUAGCAGCUUUGUCCUCCAGUGUGCAUAAAUAUUUUUUACGCAUCAACGAAGUUCCACCUAAUUCACUGACCGUUGUACUGCCAGCUAAAAUGGGAAAUCCAAAGGAACAAGUUCAAUUGUCCAAUGAUAUCUCGGUUGGCCUACUUCCUUUGUGCAUUUCCGAGAUAAAUGGCAAAGUAUAUUCGAAUUUAGACGAAGACUCGAGAACUAUCGAACGUCUACAAGAUAUAAUGAAAAAUAAUAACAAACUACAAACAGAUUUAGAUUAUACGAUUAAUUUUUGGACAAUGAAGUUUCUCUCAGCUGUAUUACCAGAAAUACUAUUGAAACCUUUGAUAGAGAGUCAUAGUACGAUGAUUUUUAGCAAUUUACCUGGGUGUCAAGAAGUACGAAUUCUGGGAUAUUCUGUGAAAAAUAUUAUUUUUUGGAUACCGAACAAAAGUAACACAGGCAUCGGAUUUUCUCUCUUCAGUUAUAACGAACAAGUGCAUUUGUCGAUAGUCGCUGACAAAGCUUUGGUAAAGAACGACAAAGUUUUUUCCAAAAUAUUAGAAAACACUGUUUAUGAAAUCGAACAACUUUAUGAGAGCUUAACAUCCACGCGUUUCUCAAAAAAGUUUCAAUUUAAUGAGACAGCACCCAUGGAUAAAGAAAUCGGCGUGCCAUGAUAUUCUUUUACAUUCUGUGAAUAAAAGCCCAUGAAUUUUUCAUAAAAUUUAUUUUCUCGUGCGUGUAUAUAAAUUUGAUACACUGAAAUGUUACUUUCUGAUUCGUUAUUUAAAAUUGAUAGAGAAAUUAUUAAAUAUAUAACAAACAAAUAUUAUCCAUAAAUAAGAGAAUAAUAGGAAAUAUAAUUAUAAGAAAUAUAUCAAAUAUUUGAGAUGAUAUAUACAUAUUUAUCUGCAUCAUCAAAACGUAAUGCUGCAUUUAUGCAACAAUAAAUUUGUCGAAAUCAUCGAUCCGACUUGAGGAAAAGAAAAGGCCAAAAAACGAUAUCGAAAAGAGCGUUGAAAAAGGAAAAUGUAUUUCCACGUUGAUUUUGAGCUCUCGACGAUGAUUUAGUUGCCAAGGAAGAUUUUGCUAAUGGUGAGACUGAAUUGGGAACAUUUCUACGAUUUUGUAUUCUUUUCUCACUGCUCUGGGAACUAUAAUCCGACGAUACGUCAAAAUCGUCGGAGCUUGUGUCUAUAUACUUGCGAUGUUUCAAAGAUCUAAAUUAAAUUCAAUCAAAUAAAAUCAAUUCAAUUAAAAAAUAAAA
Messenger RNA from Polistes canadensis, 2761 nucleotides. RefSeq lists its product as uncharacterized. The record is from RefSeq and is a predicted model, not a curated record. NCBI's taxonomy places the organism in Eukaryota, Metazoa, Arthropoda, Insecta, Hymenoptera, Vespidae. Gene Ontology annotation, molecular function: diacylglycerol O-acyltransferase activity; long-chain-alcohol O-fatty-acyltransferase activity. The transcript is spliced from 7 exons. Bases 216 to 2171 code for a protein of 651 amino acids. Gene Ontology annotation, cellular component: plasma membrane. Gene Ontology annotation, biological process: triglyceride biosynthetic process.